AUGGCGGACGAAGAGCAUCUGACCUCCAUUCCACGCUCCCCGAUCAGCGCCGCCGCGUUGGACAACGUCAAUACUACUUAUAACUCCCAUCUCGGAGAGAGUCUCAGCAGCAGCAGCGGUGGUGGUGGUAAAAGCUCUUCGAGCCGUGUCAUCAGUGGUCACGAGAGGGGAUUUGUGCAGCCGGCCUCGUACUUGCGACGCCGUGGUCUUUCACAUCCAAUGGCGGCCUCUCAGCCCGAACGCGCUGUCGAUGCGGAGGAACAAAUGGGAUUGGUGGAAAAGGCAUUGGGUGUAGCGCCUCCAGAAACGAUAGCGAUUGACCCAGAGCGGCCGCUCUAUGAAGCAUGUCGUCGCAUGCUGUCUUCUCGCGCGCGGCGUAUCCCCUUGGUCUCGAAUGAUAGCCAGACUGACCGGUCCCUUGUCGUCAGUGUGGUCACUCAAUAUCGGAUUUUGAAGUUUGUCGCGGUCAAUGUCGCCGAGACACAGAACCUUCGCAAGCCGCUCAAGGAGAUUCGGCUUGGCACCUAUCACGAUAUCGUCACUGCGUCGAUGGACACGCCUGUCAUGGAAGUCAUUCACCAGUUAGUCGAGCGUAGCAUAUCAAGUGUUCCCAUCAUCAACUCCGAAGGUAUUGUUUAUAAUGUAUUCGAGGCGGUUGACGUGAUCACCUUGAUCAAGGGAGGGACAUACGAUGAUCUUAGCCUCAGCGUGGGAGAAGCGUUGAAGAAGCGCUCGCCGGUAACUCCCCCCUCCUCUCGUCUGCCAGCACCUGGGCGCAUUGCUGACACUUGGACCCAGGACUUUCCUGGCAUCUAUACGUGCUCGAUCAACGACGGGCUGGACACCAUCUUCGACACCAUCCGCAAGUCGCGGGUGCACCGGUUGAUCGUGGUGGACGAGUACUUCCGACUGAUCGGAGUGCUGACUCUGAGUGACAUUCUACAGUACAUUCUACUUGAGGGCGAGCACGAUGAAUAG
Talaromyces atroroseus is the source of this 978-nucleotide messenger RNA. Its product is annotated as 5'-AMP-activated protein kinase subunit gamma. The record is from RefSeq and is a predicted model, not a curated record. Bases 1 to 978 code for a protein of 325 amino acids. The transcript has 3 exons. Lineage: Eukaryota; Fungi; Ascomycota; Eurotiomycetes; Eurotiales; Trichocomaceae.